AUGGAUUUUUCAUCACAGGAGAGCAUAAAUGAUGAGGUGACCUGCCGCAUCUGCCUGCAGCUCCUGACAGAACCCCUGAGCCUGGACUGUGGCCACAGCUUCUGCCACACCUGCAUCACUGCAAACAAUGAAUCAGUGAGCCACCUCAGAGGGCAACACUGCUGUCCUGUGUGCAAGAGCACAUACGAGCCUUGGAACCUCCUGCCUAAUCAGCAGUUGGGCAACAUAGUGAAGGAAGUUGGGGAAAUCAACAUGUGGCAACCCCAGCAGCAGAGGAGCGAUCUCUGUGAGCACCAUGGGGAAAAUCGCCAUCUCUUCUGUAAGGAGAAUGGGAAGGCCAUUUGCAGCCUUUGUGUCCAGGAGCACCAAGGUCACCAAAUAUCCCUCGUGGAAGAGGUGGUCAAGGAAUGUCAGGAGAAGCUAGAGGCGGCUCUGGACAGGUUGACGCAGGAGCAGCUGGAAGUUGAGGAGUUGGAAGCUGUCAUCAAUGGAGAGAGAGCUACCUGGAAGAAUCACACGCAGGCUGAGACAGAGAGGAUUCGAAAAGGGUUUGAUGAAAUGAGAGACAUCCUGGACAGAGAGGAGCAAAGGGAGCUGCAAAAGCUGAGGGAAGACGAAGUGCAUGUGAUGGAGAACUUGGCAGUGGUGAGCCAGCAGAAGCAGUUCACAAGAGAGCUCAUCUCAGAUCUCCAACAUCAUAUGUGUGAAUUAUCUAUAGACACACUGCAGGAUAUGAUUAACACCUUAAAAAGGAGUGAGAUCUGGAUCUUGAAUAAGCCAAAAAUUGUUUCGAAGAAACUGAAGAGUGCAUUCCGAUGUCCAGAUCUGCCUAAGAUGCUGCAAGUGUUUAAAGAGCUGGCAGAAGCCCAAAGCUACUGGGUGAACUUGAGGCUGAAUCCUCUCAACAUGCUUUCGAAUAUUGUCAUUUCUGAAGAUCGGAGACAAGUGACAGUUGGGAGCUAUUUUAUGUUUGGGAAUGUAUAUCCAUGUGAUUUUUCUUCUUUUGAUGUCUUGGGCAGCCAAAAUUUCUCCUCAGGAAAAUAUUACUGGGAAGUUGAUGUAUCCAAGAAGAUUGCCUGGAUCCUGGGAGUAUACAGCAAAACAAGUAAUCUCAAUAGAAAAAAAAGCUCUGGGUUUGUUUUUAACCCAUAUACAAAUUACCCAAAUGCUUACACCAGAUUCAGACCUGAAAAUGGCUACUGGGUUGUAGGGUUACAGAAUGAAUCUGAGUAUAAUGCCUUUGAGGACUCUUCCACCUCUGAUCCCAAGGUCUUCACUCUUUUCAUGGCUGUUGCUCCACGUCGAAUUGGGGUUUUCCUAGACUAUGAAGCAAGGACUGUCUCAUUUUUUAAUGUCACAAACCAUGGGUCACUCAUCUACAAGUUCUCUAAAUGUCACUUUUCUCAGACUGUUUAUCCCUAUUUCAAUCCUUGUAACUGCCCAGCUCCCCUGACUCUGUGCCCACCAAGCUCCUGA
Molecule: messenger RNA, 1476 nt
Organism: Eptesicus fuscus (big brown bat)
Lineage: Eukaryota; Metazoa; Chordata; Mammalia; Chiroptera; Vespertilionidae
Product: E3 ubiquitin-protein ligase TRIM22-like
Exons: 7
Coding region: 1-1476 (491 amino acids)
Molecular function (GO): protein binding; zinc ion binding
Source: RefSeq, a predicted model, not a curated record